AAUGAAAGUUAACUCUUCCUUCAGUUCUCCUUCAUCAGCUUCAGAAGUACACGAAAGAAAAAGAAAUGCUGAGUCUUCAGGCUUUGUCUUACUUAAAAGUUUUCUUAGCCUUAGUUGUUAUAGCAUAUUCUCAUCAUGCCUUAGCUUCCAGCCGCCGUCUGGCCAAGACAACCAGUGAUCAAGCUGCCACUGCACCGCCUACCGGUAUAUGCCACACUGCCGAGAUCAUUCAUGGUUAUGAGUGCCACGAGUUUCACGUUACUACAGCUGAUGGAUUUAUUUUGAGCCUGCAAAGAUUUCCACAAGGUAAAACUGGAGGCGGUGGAAGUCAUAAGCAGCCUGUCUUGCUGCAACAUGGAGUUCUUGUGGAUGGAAUGACAUGGCUGCUGAAUCCAGCCAACCAAUCUCUUGCACUGGUAUUAGCUGAUAAUGGUUAUGAUGUGUGGAUUGCUAAUACCAGAGGCACCAGAUUCAGCCGAAGACAUGUAUCGCUUGAUCCCAGUAAUCCGGAUUUUUGGGACUGGACAUGGGAUGCUUUGGUAGCUCAUGAUUUACCAGCCACAAUCGAUUUUGUGUUCAAACAAACUGGGCAGAAGAUACAUUAUGUAGGCCACUCACUGGGAACUUUAGUAGCUCUAACUUCAUUCUCAGAAGGAAAACAAGUAGACAAGGUGAAAUCAGCAGCACUGCUAAGUCCAAUUGCUUACUUGAACCAUAUGACCACUGCACUCGGUGUUCUUGCAGCCAGAGCCUUUGUCGGUGAGAUCACUACAAUCGCCGGUUUUGCAGAAUUCAAUCCAAAAGGAGAGCCAGUAGCCAACUUUCUCAAGGCAUUGUGCCUUGAUCCGCAAGUAGACUGUUUUGAUCUAAUCACCGCUCUUACAGGCAAGAACUGCUGUCUCAAUACUUCUACUGUUGAUCUCUUCUUGAAGAAUGAGCCUCAAUCGACAGCAACGAAGAACUUGGUGCAUCUAGCUCAGACCAUUCGAGACGGAAGAUUGGCCAAAUACGAUUACGGAAGCGCAGACUUCAACCAGGAGCAUUACGGUGACUCUCAGCCUCCUGUCUAUAAUCUGUCCAACAUUCCGCACGACCUUCCUCUUUUCCUGAGCUAUGGAGGCCAGGAUUCGCUUUCAGAUGUUAAAGACGUGCAGAAGUUGCUUGAUAAUCUGAAGUUGCAUGAUGUAGACAAGAUUAACAUUCAGUACAUCGAAGAUUUUGCACAUUCAGAUUUCAUAUUGGGAACCACUGCCAAGGAUAUCGUGUACAAUCAAAUGAUGGCCUUCUUCAAGCGCCACCAGUAGACAGUAGUAGUCAUAUAUAAACUAGGAUUUUUUGCCCGCUACGCAUGGGUAGAGAGAUGAUUUUUUCCGCAAAAUUAAUUGUGACCAAAUUCUCAAAAAUACUGUUUGCUAUUAAUUUUUUAUUUUACUAAUAAAACCUUUUUUUUAUAC
Messenger RNA from Daucus carota subsp. sativus, 1454 nucleotides. Its product is annotated as triacylglycerol lipase 2. Lineage: Eukaryota; Viridiplantae; Streptophyta; Magnoliopsida; Apiales; Apiaceae. The coding region runs from base 66 to 1304 and encodes 412 amino acids. Gene Ontology annotation, biological process: lipid metabolic process. The transcript is spliced from 9 exons. Gene Ontology annotation, molecular function: hydrolase activity, acting on ester bonds. The record is from RefSeq and is a predicted model, not a curated record.